CUGGGAGAGAGUCCUGACUAACAGGUGGUCUAACACUAGGAAAUACACAUCACCCUCAUUAUCAACACCCCUGCUGCGUCUAAUGUGGAUCCAGUAAAGGAUAUCUGUUCAUCGUUCUCUGGAAUAGCUUGGGGGGUCAUGAAACUGAAUCCACAUCAAGCUCCGUUAUAUGGUAAGGUUGUGAUAACAGUACAGCUAUGUGAUGAAGAGCAGACUGAGGAUGAGGAGGGUGAGGAGUACUUCCUGUUGUUCUCUGGCUCCUCCCAGAGUCACCUGACAAGUGCCUUGUGGAGCGGCCAUGACACUCUGCACACCCUCUGUCCCGCCCAUGACUGCUGUGAGGCGGUGCAGGUCACCCUGUGCAGGGCCCGACCCGGCCACCUCCCGGCCGGUGAAUCCCCGGUGUCUGUGGUGGCGGUGGCGGAGCAGAGGUUCAACUUCGUCCAGGACCUGGCCUUUGACAUGGCCCAGUUUCUGGUGAGCACUGCAGGGAGACCAGAUGGCCUUGAGGGGGCGCUGUUACUCGAUGAGUGUCAGAUCCCUCUGGAGGAAUGUGAGAGACUGGAUGAAAGUCUGUCCCUGGCACUGAGACACCUGGACCUGCCUGAUGGGUGGAACCUACUGGGGACACACCUCAGGAACAUCACUGAGCCCCAGGAGACUUUGGUCCACUUUGCAGCACGGCGGGGUCUUAAGAGGGUAGCUGUGUGGCUCCUACUGCAACCAGGGGCCCCUGAAGCCCUCAGACUGACCAACAGACAGGGGGCCACACCUGCAAGCAUCGCUCAGCAGCGGAGCCACCGAGACCUACACCAGCUCCUCACAAAAGCGGAGACAAAGCCUUACAGAGGGACAGUCCAUCCAUCCUCUACCGGCUCCAGGGUGGUGUGUAACCUUCCCAGGCUGAACACCCAUACCCUGACAGUGGGCACAGCACCGGGCACAGCCCCCCCUACCCUCCAGAGACUGGUGGAGGAGAUGAGACCCCUGGUCAGGGAACAGCAGAACCAGGGAGGAGAGGAGGAGAGCACAGUAGGAAGUGGGGAGGAGGAGAAAGACACAGAUCCCAGAGAUCCACCUGUCCUCAGUGGAGACACAGCAACAACAGAAGACAUGGGACACACUCAGUCCCUGGAAGACGUGUCCAACUCAGAUCCCUCAGACACAGACCUGAAGGAGUGUCUCCAGGAAGGUAAGAGCUGUGUGGGGAGGGAAGCAGACAGCUGUCAGGAGGGCUGCUACACUGUUCACCCAGAGGACCAACCUGCAGACAGUGAAUGGUUAACCACAACAGACUCUAUCCCCACCACUAAGGGUCUGUCAGACUCUGACCCCUCUCCCCUGUCAGACCCUUCUACCCUGGACAAUGGACAGGACAUGCAGGAGGGUACAGCUGACUCUGUGAGAUCAUGUCCUAUAGAGAUAGAGGGCCUCAGUCAGGGUGAACCUCCACUGGAACAAAGUAAGAAAACAGCUUCUGCUAGGGCUGGGGAGGGCUCUGGUGGCUCUGGUGGCUCCACAGAGGAACAGUUUCACCCCUCUGAGAAGGGCAGCUACGGGGCUCAGGAAACUGGACUCCAUUCUGGGGACUGUGAUGAUAGAGAAAUGGGAGAUGCCUAUGGCCCUGUAGAAACAUCUAUGGACCAUGCAGCUGAGAUCUCAGCUAUCAGUGGCUCUAUGGACAGUACAGUAGCAGCAGUAUUAAACUGUGGAGCGCUGCUGUUCUCAGGAAGUGGGCCUGCUGAUAGAGAAUCUGCUGAUACACCACCAGAACCCCUGUUAGAGCCUGAACCCCUGUUAGAGCCUACACCACCAGAACCCCUGUUAGAGCCUAUACCACCACAACCCCUGUUAGAGCCUACACCAACAGAACCCCUGUUAGAGCUUGAACUCGUGUUAGAGCCUGAACCCCUGUUAGAGCCUACACCACCAGAACCCCUGUUAGAGCCUACACCACCAGAACCCCUGUUAGAGCCUACACCACCAGAACCCCUGUUAGAGCCUACACCACCAGAACCCCUGUUAGAGACUACACCAGAACCCCUGUUAGAGUCUACACCAACAGAACCCCUGUUACAGCCUACACCACCAGAACCCCUGUUACAGCCUACACCACCAGAACCCCUGUUACAGCCUACACCACCAGAACCCCUGUUAGAGACUACACCAACAGAACCCCUGCUAGACCCUGAACCCCUGUUAGAGCCCUACACACUAGAACCCCUGUUAGAGCCGACACUCGAGCCCUACAUACCAGAACCCCUAUUAGAGCUGACACUAGAGCCCGCAAUAGAGCAUCACUCAGAGUCCUCAUCAGAGCCUCAGUCAGAGCAGGUGUCCGAGGGGGAACUGCCACUAGAGGGCAGUUACAGACAGGGUGACAGAGAAGGUGAGAGACAGGGUGUCAGACAGGGUAAGCCCAUAGAGGCUGGUGACUCUGGCCUCAGAGCUGAGAUCAUGGAGGGUGUGUUGGGGUCAGAGGUAACAGAGGGGAGAGUGUCUGUACCUGCAGACCUCCAGACAGACCACCAGACAGACUUGCAGGACAGUGAGCCCCCUCCAGAGGACAGGGAUGGGACUAACCCCAUGGAUGGAGACCUCCCGCCCCCAGAAACAGGCUCCAACUCUGGGGGAGCGUCUGGUGGGGCAGGUGGAGAGGAGGGUGGAGAGGGUGUAGAGAUGGAUGGAGAGGAGGGUGGAGAUGGUGUAGAGAUGGAGAUAACGGAGGUCCUACGGAGACCUAGUGAGCCCCCCUCAGUUCUAGGGGAAAACAUUGGAGACCCCUCUGACAGGACAGUGAAUCAGGAGUCCUGUGGCACCAGGGCGGAGGAGGGGUCAGGACACUCAGACAGUCAACCUGCUACAGACCAAGCCCUCAUCCUCGACCCCUCUGUAACCCUCGACCACUCCGUGACCCUAACCCUGACCCUCGACCCCUCUGGGACGUGGUCAGACUGUGGAGAUGGAGAUGAUGUCACUGCUGUAGUGGUGUCCACAUAUACAGGGGAUGUCCCACCUAACAGUCCAGUGUCACCUGAGAACAUACCUGAGAACAUACUUGAGAACCUACCUGAGAAUCUACCUGAGAACGCACCUGAGAUCCUACCUGAGAUCCUACCUGAGAUCCUACCUGAGAGUCUACCUGAAAACCCGCCUGAGAACCCGCCUGAGAACCCGCCUGAGAACCCGCCUGAGAACCCGCCUGAGAACCCGGCUGAGAACCCGCCUGAGAACCCGCCUGAGAUCCCACCUGAGGACAUACCUGAAAACCUACCUGAGAUUCUAUCUGGGAACCGAAGCGAUGCUGUCUGUUCUGCAAGUCACCUUACUGUCCCUGUUGAAGACUGUCAGAGUGUGAGUAGUUUCAGCACUACUCUCCACAAAGACUCAGACAGCGACACUGAGAGCAUCUUCAGCACAGGAGAGGACAGUGUUUUCCACAAGGGGGAUGAUACAGUGAUGGGGGACAGCACCAGUGAGGUGUCUGUAUCCUGUUCCUCCACAGAUGACACAUUCAGCGGGGGUCCGACCAGCUCCAGCCCAGAGAGCUGUGUGGAGGGGGGCCUGGGGGAGGGGGGCUGCAGGGACCACGGCCGCAGCUGGAGCCCUGUAGAGGGCCACACACAAGGGCCCACGGCAAGAGAAGGUCCAGGAGGAGAGGCAGAGGAAGAGGUGAAGGACAGACUGAUGGAGGUGCCACGGCGCCCAGCUAAACAUCGUCCCAGCAUCAGUUCUCUGUCCCCGUUCAGACGCCACAGCUGGGGAGCAGGGAAGAACACAGCAGGAAACGGAGACGUGAACCAAUGCAGGGCCACACAAAGUCCCGGGGAAGGAAAGCCAACGUUUCACAGGAGAAGCUACAGCCUGGAGGGUUUGAGUGAAGUAAGUGAUGAUGGGAAGGGCCCGUCGGCCCUGGGCGCCAUUACCCAGGAGGCCAGGCUGCGUGGAGUGGUCUGUCACCAGGGCAGCAACGAGGAGAGGGUCAGGUCUCUAGAAUCUCUGACUGAAGAACACCAAUCUGAGCUGGGGGUUCGCACCACAGAGCACGGACAGAAGUCCAGGAGGUAUCGUCCGUUGAGACACAGUUGUCCUCCCAUGACACUCCCCCUGACCAAGUCAGUGUCCACGCUCAGAAUCAACCAGAGAGACAUGGAUAGUACCAGGUCAUUCUCCAGCACUUCUGGCUCUCUGGCUUACAGUAUAUCUGAGGAGGACAUAGCGGGUCCCCUGAGGACGGACUUCGAUGGGAAGAGUGGAACCAAGGUUAGCCGAACCUUCAGCUACCUCAAGAACAAGAUAUACAAGAAGACCAGGGAAAAGGAUGGAGAGAAGAGUCGAGACAAAGACGAUAGGAGAGAGGCGAAGGCCAGAGAGAGAUGUACGCUGAACGGACAUCACUUCAGCAUGGUCUCCUCCCAGACACAAUCCUCCUCCUGCCACCAAUGCAGCAAAACCAUCAACACUAAGGAUGCCUUUCUCUGCACCCAUUGCAAUUCACAUGUUCAUAAGAGUUGUAGAGAAAGCCUGCCUGUCUGUGCCAAGGUGAAGAUGAAGUCGCCCAGACAGCAGUUUGCAGUUCCAGAUUCAGCCACCAUUCCUGUUGUCACCCGGAGACCAAAACGAGGGUUAAACCAUUACAAAUAA
Molecule: messenger RNA, 4644 nt
Organism: Oncorhynchus gorbuscha (pink salmon)
Lineage: Eukaryota; Metazoa; Chordata; Actinopteri; Salmoniformes; Salmonidae
Product: A-kinase anchor protein 13-like
Exons: 19
Coding region: 139-4644 (1501 amino acids)
Biological process (GO): regulation of Rho protein signal transduction
Cellular component (GO): plasma membrane
Source: RefSeq, a predicted model, not a curated record